UCGCAAUCUCAAAGCAGGCGCAUCUCGAAGGAGCCCAACGUUUCUCAGAGACAGUCGUAUUUUUUCCAGUAGCAGUGAAGGCAGCAUUGCCCGAUCUAGUGUGAGGCGUGUUCUACCAGGCAAGGACACACAGGGCUGGAAUGACAUCUGUGUCUGUGGAGGGGAAGAACCAGCAGCUGUAGUUCAGAAGUGUCCGGUGUCAUAAGGUUCUGAAGACAAAUUUGUGCUUUUGUGUCUUCUGUGCUGUGGAGUAUGAUCAGCUGGUGACUGGGCUUUCCUUGGCCCCUGCAGGGAAUGGCUGUGAGCAGAGGGGGCAUUGCCUUCUGGGAGGGUUGUGUGCGCAGCCACAGCAGAAGACAGUCCUUUAAAAACCACAACUGGAUUCUCAGUCAGGCUGUCCGCUGGAUACAUUUGACACGACCCCUGAGCAGUGCAACAUGGGCCCUGGCACCCCCCAACAGUCUGCAAUAUCAGUAUAUUAAGCAGCCGAUGCUGUUACAUCCAUACCAGCUCGCCAGCCAGCUUCAGAAAGGAGGGAUCUCUGAGGAAAACAGGGAAGAACCUCUUGGCACAUGUGUGCUAAUGCAACAGGCAGAGUCAAAUGGCUUCCACAGCCUGGUGGAGGUCUCUGUGUUGGGUCGCAACAAACUAGUAGAACUGUUUGCACCUGGGCUUCACCAGUCGUCUGAGGUCUUCUUCACUCUGACCACAGUGGAUGGCAGCAGAGAGGAUGACAUAAGCAUCCGUUUCAAGGAAAAUGCUGGUGAUUCUGUGAAGAGAGAGCACGGCUGUUUCAGAAGCCUCUUUGAAGCAGAAAAGUGUCCUGCCCCAUUCACAUAUGGCUCCCAGUUUUAUUGUUUUCACUGCCCUGGCACAGAGCCUGAGCCAGGUACUAGGCUAAAGACUGGGAUGGAUUUUAGAAUUGUCAAAAAGCUGGUUGUGGAGCUGCCUCUUACCUCUCUGUGUAGGUAUUCAACACUAAGAGAAAACACCAAGGAAGGUGGUGAAGUUGAGAAGAAACUGGCCGUGAUGUACGAAAGGUUGAGGAUAGAGCUUCCGAGUGUCUUUGUGAGAAACCACGAUUAUACCAUGUACUCAAACGAUGUGGAAUUCAUUAACGGCCUAAUAAACGCCAGGACCAGAGGCAGAGUAUGGUACAAGUUCACGCUCUCCCUGUGGCGCUUCCUCUGUCUCUGUUACUAUGCUGAUGUCCACCUGGAGGUGCUUAAGCUCACCAAACAUAUGGAGGAUGGGACCAUCAGAGCUCGCUGGAGGAUCUGGGGUCUACCCUUCCAUUCUCUGCUGCUGUGCUUCUAUCGCAAAGAAAAGUCUCGCCUUUACAGGUCUUAUGAUGCAUUCUCUACGUUUUACAUUGGGCAGGAUGGACUCAUUCACUGUCAUAAAGUUGAAAAGGUGAUGCCAGAUCAGCCCCCUGUCCUACCCAGAGUAACUUCCCUUCUAACAGGAGCUCUAGUGGUACUAGGGGUUCAGGAACAUCGACCGGCUCUCAAUUUGCUGCCUUUCCUCCUGUCCUCACUUUGAAUCAGAAAAUGUUCAUCCAUUGUUGACGUAGGAACGCAUAAAAUGAAAGUUUGACAUCUUCAUCCCAGCAUCUCACACUGAUGCUCCCUGUAUUAAAUACAAAAUCAAGAUCACAUUGCUUUUCCUUCCUUUGUUGUAAUCAGCUGGAUCUUUGCAUCCAGAUGUCAGACGGUCACGUGUCAGCUGACUACAGCUCAAGAUUUAGGAUACAGUAUGUAGGAAAUUUGUGUGAAAAAAAGCUGAAGCUUAUCAACGAAGAUUAAGUUAAUCACUUUACAUGUUGCAAGUCUGCCCCAAAUAAAGUGAAGGCAUUGUAUUAGCAGUGGCAGACUACUGCACACAGAACUGGCCCAGCUAGUGCAUUAAAAGAGGAAGGAAAAAAGCAGCAAUUGAUUGUUUGUGUGCAAACAUUCAGUUAAAGGACAUUUUGAAAAGGAGUUUUCAAGUUGCUUUCAAUGGCUGUAGUUUAUUAUACACACCCUAGAGUCUUUGUAGCAAUCAUAAUGUAAGCAGAGCAACAAAGCCAGCACCAGAUCAGGGCAGCUGGGUGCUCAUAAUACAGAGGUUGAGGAAACGUUUAUCCAAUAGUAUAUGUACACAGGUUCCCUACUUGUGUAGCUUUCACACAGGAUUUAUAUUUGUGUCAUUUUGCAUUAAGCUGCUGUUGGAGUACACCCUUUCCCCCAACGCUUGUGCUUUCUGCUUUUCUGUUACCUGUUUGUGUUGGUCAGGACAAACUAACCAGUAACAUAUAAGACACAAACCACCCAGGUAACGAUCCACCUCGUGACACAAACAGGAUUUGAAAUUUACAUCUACUUAAACGUGUGAGAAAUCACUGCACUGCUAAAUGGUCUGAUGAAAUGGACUAUAUGAAAUGUGUUUAUAGAGGUGAAGGUGUGUUUACUACUGCUUUCACAGGUGACGCAUUGUCUGUGCUUGAACUCUGGUUGUCUUACCAUUCAAUAAUACUCGCAUUAGUUUAGAAAAAACCUUGCAGGUGUUUACAUGGCUGAGGGAGAAACCCUAAAUAACAAAAACAAGUGGUUCUUCUGCAUCCUUCUGUAGCAUUUUCUGAUGUUUUCAGAGUGUAGAAAGAUGUGUGGUUCUGAAAUGUGUGCACAACCUUUAACACAGAGGAGGGUUUCACAUGUUAAGGGAUCCACAGUUAAAUUCCUAGUGUUUUAUUUAAAUGAACCGGGAUGUUAAAUACAGUUUAGGAAGAUGUCUAAAAUAUAUAUUCUAUAAACUUGAUGAAUGAUUUCUUCCCGACCUGCACAUUUUAAAGUCACUCUUCAAACAGCGUGCCAGUAAACAAAAUGUCUUUUAUGGCCAAUAGAGAUCAAGCUUGACAAAGGACCCGAGGCUUUGGAGCUGUGACCUCCAGACAGUUCCUCCACAUCAGCUCGUGGUUGUUGGCUACACGGUGUUAAAUCCGUCUAACUGACCUGUGAUGUUGGUGUUGUGUGACGAGCUGUACAUACUACAUGCGAACAUUUAAUGCGAUAGUAGCUGUGGUCUUUAGGGAGUUGUCACAUUCUGUGUUUCAUAAUGUCCAUGUAUCCUGGUGCAAUGACUCCUGCGUGAAGACAAUAAACUUUCAGUUAAC
Betta splendens (Siamese fighting fish) is the source of this 3151-nucleotide messenger RNA. It is a transcript of the gene c11h6orf136, whose product is annotated as chromosome 11 C6orf136 homolog. The transcript is spliced from 7 exons. The coding region runs from base 295 to 1542 and encodes 415 amino acids. The record is from RefSeq and is a predicted model, not a curated record. Lineage: Eukaryota; Metazoa; Chordata; Actinopteri; Anabantiformes; Osphronemidae.